UUGCUGUCCAAGACUUUUCUGGCUUGACACAGUGCCUUCGGGAGUCCGGAUCCCUCAGAUACACAUCCGCCAUGUCGUCAAUCUGUGUUGUACUCCUCUGGGAAGAUGCCCUGCAAGGCUGCGGCUUCUUCAAAUCUGGCCGUAUGAGGUAGCUCCUCGGUGGAUAUACCCCCGGCGACAACGCGACGACUCCAUUUCCGUGUGCCUUCUUCCGCUGUAGCAUUGUAUCGGCAAACAAGCGUACUGCACGCCACGUCUGUUCCUGACCGAGUCCUCCGCAAAGCACUUCACUCGCGCGUACCUCUCGGCCGGAGAUGACAUCCUUCAGUACCUUAUCCAACGACGUGGAGCCUCCCAGUAUGGAAUCGAAGGACGAAGAAACGGCCCUGGACAGCGCCUUGUACGAGGACCGGCUCCCACGGUGGAGAACAUCUUCCCAACAGAGGUCACGAUUCAUUGAUGCUCUCUGGGUGGGAUUGAACGCCUCCGCGACGAUCGCUAUUGUCUUUAUGAACAAAUUCGUCUUCGCCGAUCCGCAGCUGCGCAAAGCACAAAUCAUGAUAUCAAUGUGGCACUUCGCAGCGACGUUCAUAGUCUUGUGUGCCGCAUCACGCGGAAGCCGACGGCUAUUCACGCCUAUACGAUUGCCAACUCUGCAAGUCCUUCCGUUGAGUGCUUUCUUCGCAGGAUUCUUGCUGCUAAACAACUUGAGCCUCGCAACGAAUCCUGUAGGCGUCUACCAGCUGGCGAAGAUUCUGACGGCACCCGCCGUGGUCUGGAUCAAUUUCAUCCUGUUCCGGAAGACUAUCGAGCGUAACAAGAUUUUGGCCGUGCUGAUUACUUGCACUGGCGUCGGAAUUGUGAGCGUAGAUGCGCUCCGCACGAACGUGAUCGGGACAGCAAUCGCAGGCGCCGCAGUCACUAUCACGGCCUGCUACCAGAUCUGGAUAGGCAAGAAAAUCGUCGACUUGGGUGUGGAGGCACCACAGCUCCUGCUCAAUCAGUCUGCGACCGCGGUGUGCCUGUUGAUUCCGAUAUCGCUUUGUAUAGACACAUUUCCAGACUUUUCGAUCAUCCCGGCCAACACGCUUCGUUUCUUGUUUGCGGGCGGUAUCGUCGCAAGCUUCAUCAAUCUCUCGCAAUUUAUGAUCAUUGGGAGAACGUCUGCGUUGACGUUCAAUAUCGUAAGCAAUAUCAAGAUGCUAUCGAUAUUAUCCCUGGGCUGGUAUUCCGAGGGCAGGAUAUUCACCUUGGUGGAUGUCGUCGGCAUACUGCUGGCUUUUAGUGGAGCGUGGUGGUAUACAAAAAGUUGA
This is a messenger RNA of Zymoseptoria tritici IPO323, 1313 nucleotides long. RefSeq lists its product as uncharacterized. Gene Ontology annotation, molecular function: antiporter activity. Gene Ontology annotation, cellular component: Golgi apparatus. The record is from RefSeq and is a predicted model, not a curated record. The transcript is spliced from 4 exons. Bases 315 to 1313 code for a protein of 332 amino acids. NCBI's taxonomy places the organism in Eukaryota, Fungi, Ascomycota, Dothideomycetes, Mycosphaerellales, Mycosphaerellaceae.